Cooperia oncophora is the source of this 702-nucleotide messenger RNA. The record is from the annotation of a GenBank genome assembly. NCBI's taxonomy places the organism in Eukaryota, Metazoa, Nematoda, Chromadorea, Rhabditida, Trichostrongylidae.
AUGCUACUGUACAACGUAUCCAUCGCGGUAAACGAGGCUUCAUCCGACAUCUGCUCAUGGGCCGGACAUAUUGCAGAGUGCGAACUUGAAGUGCACACAUUUAAAGAGUUCAGGAUUGGCACUACACCUGAGGUUGAAGAUGCCAUGAUUGUAUCACUCGAACAACCGCUGCGGGAACCUCGUCACGAUUUGGUCGUUUGUAUGGCACCAAUGUACAUCUAUACCGAUUGGGAAACGCUUCUUGUUGGCAUUGAAACAUGGCUGGCACUCGGCGCUACCAAAAUAAUCGUCCCUGUACAAUCGGCUUCGACUUCAAGCUACAAAAUUCUCCAGGAGUACGAAAAGAAAGGUCUUGUCAUCAUACGAACAUGGCCCAAAUGGCCAGUUCUCUCAGAUUCGAAUCCAAAUGGACUUGUGCUGAGCAGAGUCGAUCCUAUGCAAAUCAAAGCUGGCAUUAACGUAGAAAUACUUAAGAACUUGUUCGCUGAACAUCCACAAGCUGGAUCGCUGCUGUUCGAGCAUCGUGAUGUACAGUUCCAAUUGCCUGUACUACAAGAUUCUCCUACGACGCUUGCCAAAUUCAAUUUCAAUUUCCUUACCGAAUCGAAGAACAAGAUGAACUGUAAUGUGUGGAGAAUGAAAACACGUGUGGUUGUCAACGCCAGUAGGUUUAUUAGAAUCCAACAUGUUGUUCGAACAUAA